GACCAGAAGUGUGUAUGCGAGUGUGUGUGUGUGUGAGUGACUGUGAAGUGUGGGUGUUACGGGAUCCAUGAGUCUCCAGUCCCUGGUCACAGAUUCACACUCAGCGCCUUCUAGAGCCAAAGAGGAGUACACCUUCAACCCCAACACACCUCAUCCCCCCCUACAUUCCCAGCCACAUGGAGCCAUGUGAGCUCCUGCCUGCCUCACCGGGAAUCUGACUCGGAUUGCCUCCUGUAGAGACGCUCACAGAUCUGGAUCUGCCGCGGAGCGCAGAGAGAGGAGAGGAGCGAUUGCAGAGAUCUUCACCCAGGAGGGAAGUACCGUUCCCUGGGCGCUGUGGGCCGGGAGCCCCCCGUGGGCUGGAGACCGGCGCUCCAGCACCAUGGAUUACCUGCUAGGGAUUGUAGUCCUGCUGGGCAUGGCGGCUCUGCCCGGGAGAGUGGCCCUGCAGAACCCCAAGAGAACCGUUCCACGGCUCCGGCUGUCCUAUAAGGAAAUGGUGGAAUCCAGUAAUUUAGUGACUUUCACUGGAAUAACAAACAGUUCAGGUUACGACACGUUUCUAAUGGAUGAGGAACGAGGGAGGUUACUAGUAGGAGCAGAGGACCAUAUCUUCUCUUUAGACCUCGUCAACAUUAACAGAGAUAUCAAACAGAUCGCCUGGCCGGCCACACCUUCGAAACGAGACGAGUGCAAGUGGGCAGGAAAAGACCUCGGAAAAGAGUGCUCCAACUUUGUGCGGGUGCUGCAGUCCUUCAACCAAACACACCUAUAUGUGUGUGGCACAGGAGCUUUUCACCCCAUAUGUGCCUACCUGGAGAUAGGCAAAAGAGCAGAGGAUAAUAUUUUCAGACUGGACACAUCCCACUUUGAGAAUGGCCGUGGGAAAAGUCCCUACGACCCGAAAAUGCUGUCAUCCUCUCUGCUCAUUGAUGGGGAGUUAUAUUCUGGAACUUCAGCAGACUUCAUGGGACGAGACUUUGCUAUUUUCCGAACCCUCGGAGCUCAUCAUCCGAUCCGGACAGAGCAGCACGAUUCCAGAUGGCUAAACGAUCCCAGGUUUGUCGGCAUCCACCUCAUCCCUGAGAGCGAUAACCCAGAGGACGACAAAAUCUUCCUGUUCUUCAAAGAGAAUGCCAUGGACGGAGAACACACAGGCAAAGCCACCAUCUCCAGAAUAGCACAACUGUGUAAGAAUGAUGAGGGUGGACAUAGGAGUUUGGUAAACAAAUGGACUACAUUUUUGAAAGCGAAACUGACCUGUUCCGUCCCUGGGCUCAACGGCAUUGACACACACUUCGAUGAGCUCCAGGACGUGUUUAUAAUGAGUGCCAAAGAUCCAAAGAACCCAGUGAUCUAUGCGGUCUUCACUACCUCCAGUAAUAUAUUUCGUGGGUCAGCGAUCUGCAUGUACAGCAUGGCGGAUAUCAGAAGGGUGUUUCUGGGCCCCUAUGCCCACAGGGAUGGUCCAAAUUACCAGUGGGUGCCCUUCCAAGGCAGGGUCCCAUACCCCCGCCCUGGCACAUGCCCCAGUAAAACAUUCGGUGGUUUUGACACCACAAAAGACCUGCCAGAUGAUGUUAUCACGUUCGCCCGUCUGCACCCUGCUAUGUAUAACCCAGUGCAGCCGAUUGGUGGACGACCCAUCGUGGUGCGCACAGAUGCAGAGUACCAGUUCAGUCAGCUGGUGGUGGACCGCGUGGAGGCUGAGGACGGGCAAUAUGAUGUCAUGUUCAUCGGCACAGAUAUGGGGACAGUUCUGAAGGUGGUCACCAUCCCUAGAGAGAGCUGGCACGACCUAGAAGAGGUGGUGCUGGAGGAGAUGACGGUGUUUAGGGAACCCACUCCUAUAACGGCUAUGGAACUCUCCACUAAGCAACAACAGCUGUACCUGGGAUCAGCUGUGGGAAUAUCGCAGAUGCCACUCCAUCGCUGUGAGGUGUAUGGCAAAGCGUGUGCUGAAUGCUGUUUGGCCAGAGAUCCGUACUGCGCCUGGGACGGCACGGAGUGCUCCAGAUACUUCCCCACCGCUAAGAGGAGAACAAGGCGUCAGGAUAUCAGAAACGGAGAUCCUCUGUCCCAAUGCUCCGAUCUGCAACACAAUGAUGAUCUGGAGGGUUACAGCAGUGUUGAAGAGAGGAAUGUCUACGGGGUGGAGAACAGCAGCAUGUUCCUGGAGUGCAGCUCAAAAUCUCAGAGAGCUCUCAUCUACUGGCAGCUCCAGAAGCCCGGUGAUGAACGAAAGCUUGAGAUUAAGUUGGAUGAGAGGAUGAGUCACACCGAGCGUGGCUUGUUGAUCCGCAGCCUGACGCAAGCCGACACCGGAGUGUAUCACUGCCAUGCUGUGGAGCACGGCUUCAUCCAGCCGCUCCUGCGCCUCACUCUGCAGGUCAUCCCAUCUCAACGCGUGGGGGAGCUGCUCCUGCGGACCGGUGCUGCCGAUCGCGACUCACCUGCCAAACAGAAGAUUUGGUACCGAGACUUCCUUAGUCUGCUGGAGCACCCAGACCUCAACAGUGUCGAUGAGUUCUGCGAGCACGUUUGGAAAAAAGAGCGCAAACAACGUGGCAAGAAAGGUCCAAAAGCAGGGCUCGGGCACUCUCAAGCUCAGGCACAGAAGAGUAGCCAGAAUUUACAGACUUCAGCUCAGAUUCAGAGCGAUGGCCCAAAAGCAACAAAUGUUCCAAAUCUGCCCAAAAUGCAGAGAAGCCAAGUCCCGCAGGGGACCACAAGCACGGACAACCAGGGCCCAAAGCCGAGUCCAAGCACGACCUUGAAACUCCCAAAUGCUCAAGCAACCCAGACCCAUAGUCAAGGAAAGAGGGGCAACUCACCAGCCCGAAGAACACCAGCCAGCACAGCCAAGUGGAAACAGCUCCAGGAGAACAAGAGGGGGCGCAACCGGCGUACACAUGAGCAACAGAGACCACCCCGCAGUGUGUGAGACAAGAUACAAUACACACACACACACGCAAACACAUCAGACCCAUGUAUUUACACAAACCGACAUCAUUUCAGCAGCCCUCAUACAUGUGAAUGUUGAAAACGUUGAAACAAAAGCACAAAAAUACUAGUCAUACUAGUGGAAGUGGAAGUUUGUCACUGCUUAACCAGAGGAAGCACAAUUAUGGUGACAGAACGGUAAAAACAUUUAUCGGUAACGUGUAUAGUUGUGGACUGAUACACCUUCCUGUACAUAGAAAUGUUUCUAGAGUGUAUGAGUCCCCUAAGACUCUUUCCUCGAGAGGGGAAUCACCAUUUCCAUGACUGCUUCCUCUGCUGAAACAUCCAUGGUCGAAAAAAAUCUUACACGGAAAACCAAGAUGAUUUAUUCAGGAAUAAAAACUGAAUGUUGACUAUUUACUCAAAUUCUUCCUGGAGGAUUGUAUCUGUUACUACGAGCUCUGGAUCAGACAAUGUGAACUGCCUUCCAGCUUGAAAGAAAAUUAAAUAUAUAUAUAAAAAAAAUCGAAACUACGGGAACUGGAGUCCGAUUUAAAAUUACAGUGUUAUAGGAGUAACCAUAGCGGACACUGUAUAGGAAAAUAACUUCGUUUCCAUGCAUACAAGACAUGGUUGGAUAAAACAUAGGCAUGUGUUGCUACCAGCCCGUCAGCCUCUUGUAACCCUUUGACUUAAAUGUUAGCCUAAUUAUUUGUUGUAUAUUCAUAAUAAAUGACUCGCCCAAGAGGACGAAGAAGUCCUUGAAGGACCCGUGCAAAUUAUUUGCCCUAAGUAUGUUGUGCAUGAUGUUUAAUUGAAAUUUUUUUUUUUUUACUAAAUUAAAUUGCAUAGCAAAACACAGUUUCAAAUUACAGGGGGUCUUAAGAAUUUGAGUAUUUUAUUUCAUUUAAAAUGUCAUAAAAAAAAAAUAAAUGUCUUGUGCCAACCAUUGCAUUGAAGGUGCUAUAUUUGGUUACCGCCACCUCAUCUCUUUUCUUUUUUUUUCUCUCUUUUUUUGUGUCAUACAAAUGUGCUAUGGCAGUCUAUGUUGUAGCUUAGGCUGAAAGUGUAAAUAUAUACAGUCAGACAACACAUGACUAUUUAUUGCUGAUUUUUAAAGGGUUACAGUUAUUUUUGAUAUUGUAAUGUUUUAAGCUCGAAUUUAAACAAAAGUGAAUGAAAUAUGAUAAAGCACAUGGAUGGACCAAUAAUCUUUUGCUUUUUUUUUGUUUUUUUAAGUUGAACUUAUUAACACAUUACAUCUAAGAACCGAGAAACAUGCAACUCAUUUUUUCAUACCUUUAAUUCCUGUCGCUGACCUCUUUGUCUCUCUUUACUCUUCAUCUUAUUUCUGUAAUGCCCCCCAAAAUGAAUCUGUCUAUAUUUUCUGUAUUUGUAUGAAUGACUCAUUCAUGAAAUUGCAAAAUAUUAUGGAGCUAUGAACAAUUUGUAAGAAUGCCAUUAGAUGUGAGACUUCCUGUAGAAAUGUGUAGGCUAAACGUCUGACUGACAGCCACUGAGUACGAACCGCAUGUGCAUUCGAACCCUAGUGUAUCCCCUUUACUGUCAGUGUUUCGUGUGUGAUAAUGUCUUUUCCAUGAAUAUAAAAGAAGCGAACAUUUUUGUUUCGUUUGAACAAGACAAUAAAAAUACCCGCCCCCUUUUUGUGCAUUAAAAAGCUGUAAUCUUUUGUAAAAAAAAAAAAAAAAAAAAGGAAAGAAAAAACAAAUACCCAUUCCCCCCCCUGAACUGUAUUAUGUUUCAAUGCAAUACAGAGUGCUCUCAGUGUUUCUUCAGACAUGUUUUGUCUGGUGGAGAUGGGGAAACAAAGGGAGACAGGAGCUCUUAUAACUGUCACUGGGUGUUUCUGGCAUGUUUCGGUUGUCUAAAUAAAUAUUUCCUCUAUCAUUA
Molecule: messenger RNA, 4854 nt
Organism: Clarias gariepinus (North African catfish)
Lineage: Eukaryota; Metazoa; Chordata; Actinopteri; Siluriformes; Clariidae
Gene: sema3aa
Product: sema domain, immunoglobulin domain (Ig), short basic domain, secreted, (semaphorin) 3Aa
Exons: 17
Coding region: 383-2944 (853 amino acids)
Biological process (GO): positive regulation of neuron migration; neural crest cell migration; negative chemotaxis
Molecular function (GO): neuropilin binding; semaphorin receptor binding; chemorepellent activity
Source: RefSeq, a predicted model, not a curated record